Salvia hispanica is the source of this 2041-nucleotide messenger RNA. The record is from RefSeq and is a predicted model, not a curated record. Lineage: Eukaryota; Viridiplantae; Streptophyta; Magnoliopsida; Lamiales; Lamiaceae.
GACGACUUUGUUCUUGAAAAUGGUACGAAGAUCAUUGAUACUUUAGGUGGUGAUUUUCAUCUGGAAAAUGGCUUGAACGAUACUUUAGGCGACGAUGAUUCUCGUCUGGGAAAUGGUUUGAACGAUACAUUGGGUGAUGAUUUUCGUCUGGGAGAUGGAAAGACCACCUUGAAUGGCACCAUAGACGAAGAUGGCAUUGAUCCAGAGGAUGAGAUUUCUUUGAAGGACUCGUUGGAAAUGGAUCGUGACUCAAUCAUUGAUACAGCAGUGAGAAAUUAUAUUGAGAGCACUGAUGACGGGCUUCAGGAGCUGGAAGAAGCUUCCAGAGCUAAUGAUUCGAUGAAGCAUGAUGGGAAUGGAGAUGUCGUUCAAAGUAUUGAUAGAAAGGAAGAAAAUGUUUCUAAGGAAACUCCUUCAGCUGCUGGAUCGCCGUCUAGUUUGCUCUCCCACUCUUUUCCUCCACAAAAUCCAGUACCAAGUCGAAGCACUUCUACAGAAUCACCUCCUCCAAAUGUAACAAUGGGGAAAGAGUCCAACAAUUUACUGCUGAAAAGUGAAAAUCCCAGCAUUCCGAAUGCAGAUCAUUCCAGAAGAACGAAAGAAAGAAUUAGUGAACCAGAACCUGCAGUACUAACAAUAUCUAAAAUGAGCAAUAUGCUCGUGCAGAGUCAUCUCUCGUACCAACCACCGAAGAUUCAAUGGUCUUCACCUGCAGAUAGUGAACUACGAAAUGCAAAAGCCCUAAUCGAGAAUGCUCCCUUGAUAGAAAAUGAUCCUCAGUUUGAUGUUAGCUUGUUUCGCAACUUCUCUGCUUUCAAAAGGAGCUAUGAGUUGAUGGAGGAGACUCUCAAGGUUUACAUCUACGCUGAAGGUGAACGGCCUAUAUUUCACCAGCCGCCUCUCAAAGGCAUAUACGCCUCCGAGGGUUGGUUCAUGAAGCAGCUAAAGUCGUACAAGAAAUUCAUCACCAAAAAGCCUAAAAAGGCCCACCUCUUCUACAUGCCUUUCAGCACGCGUCAGUUAGAGGUCUCUCUCUACGUUCCUGACUCUCACAAUCGCAAGCCCUUGAUCAACACGCUAAGCAACUACCUCCAGACGAUCACCGCCAAAUACCCUUUCUGGAACAGAACUACCGGAUCCGAUCAUUUCCUUGUCGCCUGUCACGAUUGGGCGCCGGCUGAGACGAGGGAGAUCAUGAUGAACUGCAUCCGGUCCCUCUGCAACGCCGACGUGAAAGAAGGGUUCACGUUCGGCAAAGACACGUCCCUCCCCGAGACGUACAUCCAAACGCCUCAAAACCCGCUAAGACAGCUCGGGGGCCACCCCCCGUCCCAGAGGCGGAAUCUCGCCUUCUUCGCAGGCAACAUGCACGGCUACCUCCGGCCGAUCCUGCUGAAGCAGUGGCAGGGCAAGGACCCCGACAUGAAGAUAUUCGGGCAGAUACGCAAGAAGGCGAGGGGGCAGACGAGCUACGUGCAGUACAUGAAGAGCAGCAAGUACUGCAUCUGCGCACGAGGGUUUGAGGUGAACAGCCCCCGGGUGGUGGAGGCCAUCUUCUACGAGUGCGUGCCCGUGAUCAUCUCGGACAACUUUGUCCCCCCGUUCUUCGAGACGCUGAACUGGGAGUCGUUCGCGGUGUUCGUUCUCGAGAAGGAUAUACCGGACCUGAAGAGGAUACUCGAGUCGAUACCGAGGAAGAGGUACCUGGAGAUGCAGGGGAGGGUGAAGAAGGUGCAGCAGCAUUUUCUGUGGCAUCAAAGGCCAGUGAAGUAUGAUGUUUUUCAUAUGAUUUUGCAUUCUAUUUGGUAUAAUAGAGUGUUUCAGACUAAAUCUUAGUCAUUAUAAUUUAUUGUUUGUAGAUGUCUACACACAAGUUCUUUUGUUUUUUUUUUAAUUAUUUGUGUUCAUAGUGAUAGCAAGAAUGAAAAUUUGUAAAAAUAAAGGGUGAAUUGGUUGAUCAUAUCAACUCAUAAAGGUCAUAAAUUCUGUGUGUAAAUAGUUUGGAAGAUGAGUAUUCUCUCUCUCUUCUCUCUUUGCAUCA